Puccinia triticina is the source of this 201-nucleotide messenger RNA. RefSeq lists its product as uncharacterized. The transcript has a single exon. The coding region runs from base 1 to 201 and encodes 66 amino acids. The record is from RefSeq and is a predicted model, not a curated record. NCBI's taxonomy places the organism in Eukaryota, Fungi, Basidiomycota, Pucciniomycetes, Pucciniales, Pucciniaceae.
AUGACUGCCCUCCAUCCUCCAUUCCGGACCAAGUCCCUGCUCCUACUCGCCGUCAUCUCUCUUCUCGCCCGGAUGGCCUAUUCCGAUUCGUCCUCCUCAUCCGAAUUACCCACUUCGCAACUGAUCACCAAGGCCAACACACUCCUAGUGACAGGCCAAGCCUCCAAAGCACUCGAACUCUACGAACUCGUCCUCGAGUGA